Messenger RNA from Microdochium trichocladiopsis, 7146 nucleotides. RefSeq names its product transcription factor/nuclear export subunit protein 2-domain-containing protein. Gene Ontology annotation, biological process: mRNA processing; mRNA export from nucleus. NCBI's taxonomy places the organism in Eukaryota, Fungi, Ascomycota, Sordariomycetes, Xylariales, Microdochiaceae. Gene Ontology annotation, cellular component: THO complex part of transcription export complex. The transcript has 3 exons. Gene Ontology annotation, molecular function: mRNA binding. The coding region runs from base 1 to 7146 and encodes 2381 amino acids. The record is from RefSeq and is a predicted model, not a curated record.
AUGCCCCCGAAACGGAAGCGCAACGACCGGGAGUCCGGUGCCAACCGGCCGGCGCCUCACCGGCCCGCCGACACAAAUCUGGCGCAACAUGACCGAGACUUCACAGACGGUAGUCCAUCGCAAGGCCGUCGCGCCUCAGGUGCGGGCAGGAAUGGCCGAAGAGGGAACGAGCGGCGAGAGUCGUCACAGACGAAUCGUGCUCCGCCGUCUCCAGCCGUAUCUCGCGCCCAAAGUUCAGCAAUCCAGCCAACCACCUCGAGCGUCCCGCAGACCCCGAUUGAACCUGUCACCCCAGUAUCGCUCCAGGCCCGGUCACCGAUCACGACGAAUUUUUGUUAUACAGUGCUUACCGAAUCGCGCAUGGCCGACUGGCAGAACAGUGGCCGCCAAGACGUUAUCGAGUAUGGCAUCAAGUCCCGUAAUGACGAGGACAUUGAGGAAAUCUCGACAAUAUCUCAAGAAUUCACCCGUGCUGUGCUUGAGAGUAAGCUCAUGCCGGUUGAUGCGGGAGAAUGCAUCAAGCAGAUUCUAGGCACGUCGGACGAUACCGCCGAGGACGAGAUCUCAUUCGACUUUGACGCGCGCGCAUUGUUCCUCGAUACGAUAUCAGUCUUCGCUGACUCGGAAGAGACCGCAUCCAUUCCUCAGCUGAGAGAGUUUGUCGCUAGCACGGGACUAUCGCUAAACCUCAUACGACAGGUUCUGGAUGCGACGACACUGGAACAGCUUGGUCUCAUUCGGAGCACGUUUGUCAGAGUAGGUGUACGAUAUGCGACCAACCAGCUCUACCGGCAAGCAAACUAUAACCUCUUGCGCGAGGAAUCGGAGGGGUAUUCCAAAUUAGCCGCUGAAUUGUAUCGAACGCCCUACAACCGCGAGUUCGACUUUGCUCUCGUCAAUGCUGCCUGGGAGCGGGUCAAGGGCUUGAUCGGCACAUUCGACUUGGACGUAGGACGUGUUCUUGAUGUUGUCAUCGACGUUUUCUCCGCCACGAUGCUCAGAAAUCUUCGGUUCUAUACCCGAUUUCUGCGGAUGAGCUCUUGGUGGCCCCGGAGUCAAAUUGAGCAGGCCAAGCAAAAUUUCACUGGCGGUCUGCCGGGCUGGGCUCUGCCUGAGAACGAACACAUGAGCGCAGAUGAACUCGACGCACUACUUUUUGAGCAGUGCCUCGCCCGAGAUCGCACCUUUUGGCAGCGUGCCCGCCAAAAUCACUUGGAUGCAUUCUUCGAGUUGGGCGGCCGCGAACUGAAUGAAGAGCAGCUGCAGCGUUUCACUGACGAGCUCUCUGAGGAAAAUAACAAGGCCGACAUAACCUUGCAGUGGUUGAAAGCGACAAAGACAUUGCCACCCCCGGGCAAUCGCACCGCAGCACAGCUAUUGGGUUUCAAGUUUCGCUUCUAUACGUCUGAAGCGCGCGACAAGACCGAGACCCUUCCAGCCAACCUGUACUAUCUUGCUGCAUUCCUCAUUAAAAUCGGCUUUGUCUCCCUGAUUGAUCUGUAUCCUCACCUCUGGCCAUCAGAUGAGGCAAUGGAUGGUGUCAGAGAGCGCCGCAUUAAGGAACUCGAGGAGAAGGAGAGGGCCAGUCGACAGGGAGCUGAGCCAAACGCUCUUCUGUCAGCCGGAGCUCUGACCGACGAUACGCUUCCUACCCUUCCCAGGCAGCGAGAGCUGACCGCGAAGACUGAUGCGACCAAAGCCGACGCCUCUGAUGCGAAGACCGACGAUGAAGCGGCGCUCCCUGAACCUCGUGAGGCUCACAAGGCGGACCUUGUCACACACCUGCUCGUUGUUGGUGCCAUUCCGGAGGCACUCUUCCUGCUUGGACGGUUCCCGUGGUUGCCCGAUGCUUAUCCAGAUGAGAUCUACCCAGCAAUCAACCGAAUUCUUCUGCACUCCAUCGACAAAGUCGCCAGGGACAGCCAACCGCGCGAAGCCCGGCCUGUUCCUGCCAGCAUUGUCAAGCCAGACGUCGCCGUUGACCAAAGCGGCACGGCCAAGGGUAGUGUCAAACUCAUCGAGGGCACCGCUGCCAAGAUUCUCCGAUGGCCACAUGCCGACGGCGUAAGCAAGGGUGUGCUAUACAAGUUCUAUCUCGACGAAUGGGCAGAUAAUGUUCCCAUUUGCCAGACGGUCGAUGACUUCUUCACACUCUGCAGCACGCUGCUCAACGUUUCUGGUGUCAACAUUGGCAGAGAAGCGACAUUGGUGAAGAAGAUCGCGGCAAUUGGCGUCAAGAGCUUCGCACAAGACAUGUCCGCGGAGAAUAUGGCAAGAUGGCAGGACCUUCUACGCCGUAUCCUGGUGCCUGCACUGAGCUUUACUUCCUCCAACGUCGACGUUGUGGCUGCUGUCUGGGACCUCCUCAAGCACUACCCGACACAGGUUCGCUACAACAUAUAUGCCGAGUGCUACGAAGGUCAGAUCUCGAGGCUGCCAGCAAUGGCAAAAGUGUUCAAGGCUGCUCGUCUAGACACUCUGGCCACACUCAAGCGACUAUCCCUGCAGAACAUUUCGAGCUCCGCAAAGAAACUUGCCAAGACUGCACUUUCAUCACCGGGCAUUGUCUGCAAGGUCGCCCUUGAUCAAAUCGAGGCCUAUAGCAAUCUGAUCGAGGCUUUUGUCGAGUGCACUAAGUACUUUACAGAGCUAGGCUAUGAUGUGCUUGUCUGGUCCUUGCUCAGCUCGUUGGGUGGCAAGCAAAGAAGUCGUACCCAGGAAAGUUCCGUUCUGCUGACAAGUCGAUGGCUUCAAGCUUUGUCAAAGUUCUCCGGCAAGGUUUUCAGACGAUUCAGCAAUAUUGAUCCAACACCAGUGAUCCAGUAUGUCAACGACCAGGUUGGCCGGGGCAAUUCGACAGAUCUGAUCAUUCUGAAGGAGCUCAUCUCAUCUAUGGGUGGCAUCGUCUCCAGCAUCGACUUCACAGAGGCGCAACUCUCAGCGCUGACUGGCGGAGAGCUUCUGCGGCGACAGACCUUGAUACACUUGGGCGACAAGCGAUUUGAGUCGGACAAGAGCGCUACGAGGUUUAUGGGCUCAUUGAAGAAAACGCGUCUCGCAUCUCAACUCCUGGUCAACAUUGCGCAAUACCGACAAUCAGCAAUCUACAAGGUACCCGAAAGCGAGGCCCACGUCAAGUAUCUCGCGACUGUUUUAGACGACUCUCAACAAGCCUUGGUACAGUUCGUCGAGCUUUUGCGCCACAACCUCACGCCAGAGGAGUUCGAUGCCCUAAUACCCAGCGUGCCUCAACUGCUCACCGAUUUUGGUCUUGAGCCUGCCCUUGCUUUCCUCAUCGGUCGUGGAAGUCUUGCUUAUCUCAUGACUGGUGCUGGGCGUACCAUUCCCAUCGCUGACUCUGCAGCCCCUGCUGUAGAUGCCGAAGACGCGGUGAUGGCAAUUGCGGAUAGCGCUUCAACACAGCCCUCUGGCGAUGCUCUCGUGACCGACGAUGCGAUGGCUAUUGAUGAUAAAUCGUCAGCGGAGAAGUCGACUGACCUGCAGCAGAGCAACGGGCGCAAGUCAGAUCGCUUCAUUGAAGUUUUAGAACCCACCAUCGCAGCCGUACGUGAGCUGCUCCCGCAACACACACUGGAGAACAUCAGUCCCGAGUUCUUCGCACUGUUCUGGUCUCUGCAAACAGGAGAUCUGGCGGUCCCUAGAUCAAGCUACAAUGCUGAAUCUGUGCAUGUAGCAAGGGAGCUUGAUGACGUGCGCAGAGAUCGAAGCGACAUGAGUCGGAAUGGAGAGACCAAGAGGGAGAAAAAGACUGCUGCACUUCAACAGGUGCAGAGAGACCUCCUCGCCGAGAUCAACGCGUCCAAGGAGCGCCUCGGCAAGACCAGGCUUCUCCUCAUCAAGCAAAGCUCGAUGUGGUUCCCUGCCGCGAUUGGCAAAUCCAAUGUCGUCUCAGAUACCCUCAUCGAGGAAUGCCUCGUACCUCGCCUUCUACUAUCACCAGCUGACGCAGAAUACUGCCAUUCGAUGUUGAUGUUCCUCCACGCCAAUCAGGUGCCGAAUUUCAAGCUGGCCAGCCUGUACGACCGUUUCUUCAGUGUCAACAGGCUGCGCGCCAUGAUCUUCAGCUGUAGUGUGCGUGAGGCCGAAUGUUUCGGCCGGUUCAUCAAGCUCACACUUGGUAAUUUAUCGGGUUGGCACAGCAAGAAGGCACUUUUCGAGUCAGAAGCCGUCAAGGAGGGUCGUCUCGGUUUUGCCACAGCAUUUGACGAGGAAGGCAAGCCAACCGCGCAGAUGGACCAUGACUCCUUCCGCGAUCUGCUCUGGACUUGGCACCGAAAUCUUGCUGCUGCUCUGAGAAGCUGUCUUAAUGGCUCAGAAUGGAUGCACAUCAGGAAUGCCAUUACCGUGCUGAAGUCCGGGCUUGAGUACUUCCCUGCGGUCAACUUCAUGGGCAAGCAGUUCUUGCAAGUUCUCGGCACCAUCGCGGAACGCGAAGCAGCUUCGAAGAACGACACGGAGGAUGGCUCGGGCCAUCGUGUUGAUCUUUCAGUUACCGCCAACACGGCAUUAUCAGCACUUAAGAAGCACUCGACGAAAUGGGUGAUUGUGCAGGACUUCCGGUCAAACACGACUGGUGACGUGCCUGAUGAGAAGAAGACUGGAGGGAAGUCUUCUUCACUUCGACCGAGCGCGCCUGAAUUCAAACCUCUCCCAGACAGCACGAGAACCGUCGAUGAAGAGGACGGCGAAGUCGACGAUAACAAAUCAUCUCAGAGACCUGUUUCUCAGUCUGACGACGGGGCUACGCGAGGCGCGACUCCCAAGCUAGCAGAGAGUGACACUGUGAACAAAAUCAACGCAGUGUCACAUAGGUCCGAAAACUCUCGAAGCCUACCCAGUCGCGGUACAACACCACGCCCUCCUAACGGGUCGAGGCAGGAGUCCGGCCGGGUAUCAAGCUUGGGUCCUGCAGCCAACGCGAAGCUUCAUAGUCUACCAAGUCGCCCGGACGUCCCAAUGCCCGGCCACUUUACUCAAGACCUCAACGGACAGAUUCGAACACAAGAGACCAGAGCGGCUCGCGAUAGGGACAGCCGAGAGCCUGUGCGCGACCCAGCUCGAGAUCACCGGGAGCUGCGGGACUCUCGCGAGCCUCGCGGGCCCAGGGUCGUAGAAGACCAGCGGGCUCAGCGUCGUGACGGACAAACCCCGGAUCGUCGUGCACCAGAAACCACACCACGAGACAUCCCUCGCACAGAUCGGGACCGUUCAGCUCAUCGUUCUGAUGGUGGUCGUAGGGCUGAUUCUGGGCCACCUGAGCGCGGACAGGGCAGAGACCGUGGCGCACCUUCAUCGGGCUCUGGCCGAUCCUCUGAGACGACUCGUGGUCCCCGUGACAGUCCAUCCUUGUCGAAGGCUAUGCCGCCGCCACAUCAGGUUCCAGACGCGCAGGGUCCAUCACUCAAUCCCGAACGAGCACGUAUGAUGGGUGUCGAGCGCCCAGAAGAACGGACGGAGCUCAUCAAUCCAGCUAGAGCGGCUCUUAUUCAAGAUGUUCGAAACCCCAGUCGUCAAGACCGGGACGACAGCCGCGAGCGUCAUCAUGGCACAUCACCACGACGUGGCGAGCGUGCGGAACCUCGCAUGACGGAGGCUCGAGAUGAGAGAAGCGCUCGGUCUCAACGUCAAGAUCACCGUGCGGAGUCUGUUCCUUCGUCUGGUUCGAGACUGCCGAGGAACCCGGACCAUGAACUUGACCGUGCAGGAUUCGACAGAGCUCGAGACCCAGGUGCGUUCCAUCGGCCUGGUCCUUCUCGAGGAGAAAUGGACCAUGGACGCCUCAGUCAACAAGAUCCUGACUUUGGUCGCCUGAACGGCAACCCAUCAGCACUUGAUACAAGUGGUGUACCACCAGAAGGCCCGCGUGGCCGUGGUCGAAGCAAUCUGCGAGCUGCUUCGAGCACACUUCCGGGCCGCCCCGACAACAGAAUGCCUGGUCACGACUUCCCACGACCGCCAUCGCCUGAUCGUGGAUUCCCGCCCACUGGGCCUGCAUCAUCACGUUCGCGACGCAACCAGGGCCCCAAUCAGUAUGCUCAGCAACCCAGUUCCAACGCUUCACCUGCCGCUCCUACAGGACCAGCGGGUGGCAUUCACCCGGAGCGUCUCCGACAUCUCAACAACGCAACUGGCUCGCCAGGCCCGCCGAUUCAGCAGCCGUACGCGGCAGCGCCUUCAGCUAAUACCGUGCCUGUGCAUCCCGACCGCAUGGGACACAUACACAAACAAAAUGCGCCGCCGAGUGGGCCUGCGCCAAGGGGUCGCCCAUCAUUGCCACCAAUGCAAACGCCUGACAGACCACCAGUCGGAUCCGGACACCGUCCACUUCCCAUUGACAUGGACAGCAGCCCCAUGUCUGCGCCGACUGGGCCUGCAAGCAACGAGGGGCGUGGUCGGACUGGCGGAAGGCGGCAGCUGGACCACAUACAGAGCACGCUUGCUAGUGGCGGCUCGCGCGGAAGAAACUCACGCACCAUGGCGGGCUCCGAUGCACAGGUCCUAACGGGAGCUUCACCUGUGUCGACUCCUGUCCAUGAGCGUAUGGAUCCUCUGCAGCCGAGCGAGCGAGGCACAAAUGGCGCCGAUCGGCCAGAUCGCCACGACCAUGAACGUAGCCGCCACGAGCAAGAUGGUCCAGAUCGUGCAAUCCGUUCCGGUCAACACGGCGGCCGGGAGCGCAGCCCUGGCAGGGAUAGAGGCUCAAAGGAUGUGAGAGACAGCAAGUCUGGAGUGCCCCCAAACCUCCAUUCUGGCCGUGAACGCGAAAGGGACUCGUCCUCGCGCAGGUCUGGUCGCGAAUCGGGAGCACCAGGUCGUGACAGUCCUGCUGGGUUUAGGAGUGGGGAGGUUCCUUCGGGAGGGCGCGAGAGAAAUCGAGAUUCACGUCAUCGUCAGGAUGGUAACGGCGGCGGUGGCAGCAGCAGGCACGACGAGCAAGGCCGGGGCAGUGGAACAGGCCGAGGCAACAGCAACAGUGCUGGCGUGAGCGGCGGGCCCCGAGGUCCGGGAGACGAGCGGCGCGAAUCGCGCAGAGGUGGCGAAGAACGGUCAUCCAGGAAGCGCCAGAGCGAAGAGGGAUUUGGGGGGCCAGGCGGAGUGCCGAGCGAAAAGAGACAGCGGCGUUAG